Coniophora puteana RWD-64-598 SS2 is the source of this 2100-nucleotide messenger RNA. RefSeq lists its product as uncharacterized. The record is from RefSeq and is a predicted model, not a curated record. Gene Ontology annotation, cellular component: chromosome, telomeric region; DNA replication factor A complex; site of double-strand break. Gene Ontology annotation, biological process: double-strand break repair via homologous recombination; DNA replication; nucleotide-excision repair. The transcript is spliced from 5 exons. The coding region runs from base 1 to 2052 and encodes 683 amino acids. NCBI's taxonomy places the organism in Eukaryota, Fungi, Basidiomycota, Agaricomycetes, Boletales, Coniophoraceae.
AUGGAACAACCCAGUGGCUCAAAAGCUUCGGUACACACCCCUCAAGAACUGUACGCAUGGACAUUCCACAAGGACGCAGUAGCGCCGUGUUUUGUGAAGGAUGUGUUUGCGAUGACGGCGAGUGGUAUCAAAGACGCUGACUUCUUCUGGCUGGGAUAUACCCCCUGUCGGAGCGUGCAUAUCGCGGGGAUGGUCGUUGGCGUCCAAGUCUAUGAAAAGCGGACGGUAUAUACUGUCGACGAUGGUACCGCUGUCAUUGACUGCACUCUCCGUCAUGCUGUCGUCAAACCGCCGCCACCACCAUCCAAAACCAGACCUCCAGCUUCCAUCUCCCGCCGCACGGACGACGCCCCAAGUCCACCAAAGAAACGCAAGGUUGAGUCAAGCAUGGUUGCAGGACCGCCAGGGCCACCCGAACCGAUCGCGGAUGUUGGGGCGCUAGUGGAGGUUGUAGGCAGGGUUGCAGCACGCUAUGAGACGAAGGAGGUUGUUGUGGACAGGCUUGAGCACUGUGAAAGCGCCAACGCGGAGAUUAGACACUGGGCGCGCGUUAUCGACAUUCACCGAGCAAAGUACUCCCAGGCAGUACCAUUCGUCAUUCCUACGCACCCUCCGACCUCGAGAGCCUCCAACGCGUCGCCUGUGCGAUCUUAUGUCGCCGGACCUUCAAAUGAUUCGGGUCCAUCGACACUCCCGGAGACGCCUAGGAAACGACGAAACAUUGCGGAUCAUCCGCUGCCGUCCGUCAACGGAAGGAACAGAAGAGCAGUCUCGCCCGCGAGUAGCACUGUUGACGGCAGCGAAGCGUCGUCCGCGCCAUCGAGUCCUGCCAAAUCACCUACUCAUCCUCAGAUCAUCAAGCUGCGUCACCCAUCUCGCUUACAUUCACGCGACCUCACAUCAAACACCUUUCGUAUUUACCUCAAACACUAUAUGGACAAUGUCCCUAUUCUCGCCGCUGCCGCUGCAAUGACGUCAAUGAACAGGUUCGACAACAAUGGGGGAGAUUAUAGAGACGAAGUGACCAGCAUUCAUGACACACUAACGACGCCAACGAAGAAGCGGCCGUUUUCGAAGACCCACCCGCUCGACACACCACGUUUAUCGCGGUUUCAUGACAUCGGAGAGGCUAACACAACACCUACCCCUACGCAGAAGAGCAAGGGCAAGCAGAAAGAGCAAGCGCCGAACGGAGUUGAUAUCAGCGAAGAGGAUGAUACCUCCACGCCCUUCGGGUUCACGCUCUCCCACCUGCGCCGCGUGCCUGAGCUUGCCCUCCUCGCGGGACGCGUCGUGCGCGCCGAGACGCGGCGCCGCGCUCGCGAAGCCAGGGAAAAGGAGAAGGCAGCGGCCCACUCGCAAUUCUCGCAGCAGGCAUCCAACCCGUAUAUGCUCUCUGCCGCUGCUGCUUCUGCAUCAGGUUCUGCAUCAUCAUCAGCUGCGAAGGGUCGAUCCGUGAAGGUAGACAAGGGGAAGGAGGGCGAAAAGAAGAAGAAAGAAGACCCUCCACGCGUGAAAAAGCGGCGGCUAUUCGUAUGGGCGCUCGUCAGGCUGUACGAGGAGGGCGCUAUCGUCCUCUGGGAUGCAGAAGCGCCGAAGCGAGCGCCGCCUGCACCCUGGUCGUUCAGCGCUAUCAAAAACUCCUCAGCUUCUGCUUUGUCCAACGACCAUGGCAAUGAUGACGGUGGUGCUGAGAACGGGGUGGGCGAGACGAGCGCGCUGUGGAAGAGUACCUCGGGCAACACAUCUGUGUUCUCGUCUGCCUCUGGAUCCACUGCCUCCACCUCCGCUUCAGCAUCGAGACUGCCCGAAGAUGACGAGGACGAAGGCGCGCUCUCGGAUCCUCGUGCCGACGAGGAGAUCUAUGUCAUUCUUACGCCUGCACUCCUCGCGCGCGAAAUCAGUGCGGUAUUGAGUGCGAGAAGAGCGCGAGGCCGUGGCGCUGAUGGGCAGAAGGCGAGUGCGGAGGAGGUGAGAAAGAUUUUGGCCAGAGAUUCACGGUGGGCAAGGGUUGGAAUAUGGGCUAUUGAAGAGGCUAUGACGCUGCUUUGAUUUGUAAUCCCAUAUUACUGUCAGGUUAUCUAUCUACGGAUCUCAAAC